Molecule: messenger RNA, 1190 nt
Organism: Rubroshorea leprosula
Lineage: Eukaryota; Viridiplantae; Streptophyta; Magnoliopsida; Malvales; Dipterocarpaceae
Source: the annotation of a GenBank genome assembly
UCUCACCUUCUCUGGCAAUGGCGGUCGCUUCCAGUUUCUUCGUUUCUUUUACCCAUAACUCCGUGAGUCAACCCAGAAGACUCUCGCAAUCUCUUUCUCCAAUCUCCCUCCCUCUAUCUAGAUCUCGUCCUCUUGCCCUUAAAUUCAGUCGUCGAUCCAACAAAGUCACAUGCAGUUCUGCAGGUGAACACAACAGCACCGAAAAAGACACCCCGAUUGAAUUGAGAUAUCCGGCAUUUCCGACUGUGAUGGAUAUUAAUCAAAUCAGAGACAUAUUGCCUCACAGGUUUCCCUUUCUGUUAGUGGAUAGAGUGGUAGAGUAUAAUCCUGGGGUGUCAGCUGUUGCUAUAAAGAAUGUGACUAUUAAUGACAAUUUCUUCCCUGGGCACUUCCCUGAGAGGCCUAUAAUGCCUGGUGUUCUCAUGAUUGAGGCAAUGGCCCAGGUUGGAGGAUUGGUUAUGUUGCAACCUGAAGUGGGCGGCUCUCGGGAUAAUUUCUUCUUUGCAGGAAUUGAUAAAGUGAGGUUUCGAAAACCAGUCAUUGCAGGAGAUACUUUGGUUAUGAGAAUGACACUUGUUAAACUACAAAAGCGGUUUGGAAUAGCAAAGAUGGAAGGGAAGGCAUAUGUUGGAGGUGAUGUGGUUUGUGAGGGUGAAUUCUUGAUGGCUACUGGAAGUGAUUGAGACCCUCAGUUUUGUCCUUCUGUUUCCUCCAAUUUUCUAGUAAGUCAGAACACAUGUUUUUUUUCUUCUUUUUCUUCCUGUGAGCACCAACCCUUGUGACAGACGCUUAUUAUGAUCUAAUUAAUUAUUUCUUUUGCAUUUCAAACAAAUAUGAAUGGAUAUUGUAUUAUUUUUAGUGUUCUGCUUUUUCACCUUUUUUCAGUUUUCAUCCUUUAUGGCUUCCCAAAUGUAUGCCACACAUUUGUGAUGCACGUGUAAAUGAAGGUGAAGCCCCUCCUGCUAGGGAAUUGGACACUACUGCUCAUUUUUGUGUUUGCAUUCACUUAAUGUAUUCAGCAACUACAUACCAUAUCGAAUUUCGACAGUGUACUGUGUACCAACCUUGAAAUUAACACUCUCUGAAUAGCCAUGCGUGGUCUCAAUUUAAUUCCUUCUGAGCUUUUGGUUGUUGUUGAAAUUGGUUAAUUUUACUUGUCAAGUGCCCUAAAAGAAAGUUAAUUUCCUUGC